GCCAUGGCGCCUCUCAAAGACUGAGGCUUGACUGACGGCAUGUACUCGGCAUCAAUAGUUGCCCGUUUGGAGCAGGUUGAGGGCACGACCUGCAUCGCCAAGGUGUACCGUCAGUGUUAAGAAGCUUGUUGCCCAUGACGCAGCCGAGUUGGAACUGCCCUAAGGUUUAGGGUUAUGCGAAGACCUGGAAGGAGCCUUGAGAUCAUUUAAGCAGAUUUCCCGCCACACAAGAGAGCCAUCGACAUCAUACCCAUUUCAACAUCUCCAUCCUGCACAAGGCUAUCAAGAAUCACAUCAACAUCAAUUCAACCCUCCACCAUGGCCCAUUGGCACAUGAUUCCGCGGCCGCCCCCCAAGCCUGUCCAGCAGGUGCCCGUUAAACCGGCUGUCAAACCGGCUGUUCAACCAGCUACCCAAUCAGACAUCAAGGCCGCUCGUGUCGAGCACAUCGUCGAGUACACCCUCCUAGCCGAUAGCCUCCAGGUCAUCGCACUCAUAGCAACGCUCGUCUGCCUCCCUCUGCACACCGCCAUCUCGAAUUCCCUCCAGCCAUCCGAUUCCGAGCCCGCUUCUAGCGCCUCUUUCUGGAUCGCAAUCUGCGUGGGAGUGGUCGCUGUCUUUCUAUUCUUCGUGGCAGGCGUCGUCCGAAAGGUGGCCAGGGAAGAAGCGUGGGCUGGAAGUGCUCCGAGAUACAGGGCUACGUAUCACAGAGCCGGACAAUGGUGUCUACUGUUUCGUGAGCGUGGACAUGGGGAGCAGGGUGCGAAUAUUGAGGUGCAAGAAUCAGCGCUGCUUUUGCGAGAUCCCAAUAGCCAGACCUUAGUCUAA
This is a messenger RNA of Ilyonectria robusta, 828 nucleotides long. RefSeq lists its product as uncharacterized. The record is from RefSeq and is a predicted model, not a curated record. NCBI's taxonomy places the organism in Eukaryota, Fungi, Ascomycota, Sordariomycetes, Hypocreales, Nectriaceae. The transcript has 3 exons. The coding region runs from base 319 to 828 and encodes 169 amino acids.